AUGAUUCAAAGUCAGGUGAUCGAUAGUCCACAACUUGAACUUCCAUUCCCACCAGAAAUUAAUCCACACGAUUUAGUUAUUUUCCAUCCCGAUGGUCGUGUGCCCAAAACUCCUAAUGCCUUUAUGAUUUAUCGAAAAUUGUUUGUUGAAACUGCUCGUGCAAGUGGUUAUAACUUGCCAAUGAGUAUUAUCUCUCUAAUAGUAUCUCGAUCAUGGGAACAAGAACCUGAAGAAGUAAAAAAUGAAUAUAAAAGAAUCGCAAAAGAAGCCUUCAACUAUCGUGAUGAAUUAUUUCCUAAAAUAAAACCUCAAAAGAAGCGAGACCAAUGGAAAACUGUUUCAUUUGAUAAACCUUCUGUUCGUAAAGUCAGAAUUCCUAAACCUAUGAAAUCUGUCAAUAAAUCCAAAAAACAUAAACAACUUGAAUCACCCGUAUCUGAACUCCAAGCUACUCCUAAUAAUGAUUUAUUAUCUCCCAUGCUUAAUGAUUUAAAUGAUAUUGAUAUGAAUUCGCCAAUUUUUGACCAUAAUUUAUUUAUUGAUUGGGCAGAUUUCUUUAGUAAUCAAAAUACUUAUCCGAGUCCUGACUUAUCAAUAACAACUAGUAGCGAUAGUUCUCCAAGUCCAAAUAAUUUUGAGUUUCCAAUUCAAACGGAUCAACAAGUCAAUGAUGAUAUCAUAAAUAACCUUUUAUUCAUUGAUGAAAACCAAUCUCCUAUAUAUGAUAGUCAAUAUGGACUCGGAAUUUUCGAUUUCUCUAACGUUAACGUUAAUGAAAUUUCCGAAAUAAAUUCACAUAAUUUACAUGAAAUUCAGAACAACUGCAUUUUAGAUAAUUUGGUCGAUUCUACUAGCCAAUUACCUUUUUUGCCUAAUUUAUUAAAUACAACAACAAUAAAUCAAGAUAAUUUAAACGAUGCGUUAAUCGCUUAUGAGAUGGGCUUUAAUUACCCUAUCUAA
Molecule: messenger RNA, 960 nt
Organism: Racocetra fulgida
Lineage: Eukaryota; Fungi; Glomeromycota; Glomeromycetes; Diversisporales; Gigasporaceae
Source: the annotation of a GenBank genome assembly